Arabidopsis arenosa is the source of this 794-nucleotide messenger RNA. NCBI's taxonomy places the organism in Eukaryota, Viridiplantae, Streptophyta, Magnoliopsida, Brassicales, Brassicaceae. The record is from the annotation of a GenBank genome assembly.
CCCCCAAACCUCACGACCCAUCUCCGUCUACAAAUCCCCGAUGAACAACCUCUUCAACAGGCUCGGUUUCGGCUCUCGUCCCCAAGCCCAAGUCGACCCAUCUUCCGCCGCAAUCGCCCAAGGACCCGACGACGAUGUUCCGUCGCCAGGUCAGCAAUUCGCGCAAUUCGGCGCCGGUUGUUUCUGGGGUGUGGAGCUAGCUUACCAGAGAGUUCCUGGUGUGACCAUGACCGAGGUUGGGUAUAGCCAUGGCCUCAUGCACAAUCCGAGUUACGAGGAUGUCUGUACUGGCACGACGGGACACAACGAGGUUGUUAGAGUCCAGUACGAUCCGAAAGAGUGUAGCUUUGAGACCUUGCUCGAUGUUUUCUGGAAUCGCCAUGAUCCAACCACCUUGAAUCGUCAGGGUGGGGAUGUGGGAACUCAGUAUCGAUCAGGCAUAUACUACUACACAGACGAGCAAGAGCGCUUAGCUCGUGAAGCCGUUGAGAAACAGCAGAAGAUAUUGAACAAGAAGAUUGUGACAGAGAUACUUCCCGCUACGAAAUUCUACAGAGCAGAAAAUUACCACCAGCAAUACCUGGCAAAAGGCGGUCGCAUGGGUUUAAGACAAUCAGCUGAGAAAGGUUGCAAGGAUCCAAUCCGAUGUUAUGGCUAAGAAACUAAGUCAGUCGUCCCUCAAGCACAUAAAAAGAAGUGAGUUGUCUCAUGAAAAAUUCAAUAAUCUGUAGAUCACAUUUGUGAUGAUGCAUCAUAUGCUUACAUGAAUGUUGUGAUAAAUUUUAAUGUUACAA